CCCGUGGCUGGCUCACACAUCACUACUAGACGGGUAUACUCUAUCAAUCAGUAGUAAGUUAAAGUAGGGACACCCCGACAUUAGAACUUGUGGUAUGCCAAGUGCUUCUUUGGAAAACAAGUUCCUAGCUGAAAGGCCAGCUCUCACAGGCUGAGCUGACCCACAAGAGCAUUCUGGAUGGGAUGAGGAAGCAGAUCUCACAGCUCACUUAGGAGUUACAUCAAAGGGAUAUCAGAAUGGCGUCCAAUUCAGGCAUCGACUGGGAGAGGAAAAUAGGAGCUGAACGGGAGAGAGCAGAGAGAGAGGCUGCAGAACACAGGACACUGGAUAGUUCGGAGCAGGCAAUUCAGAGGCUGCAGAAGGAGCUGCUGCAGACACAGGAGAAAUUGGAGCUGAUAGUGCAGAGAAGGGAGUCUGAAAUCCAGAAUGCAGUGGAUAGAUCUCAAGAGCUGUUGAAGAAACAGGAGCAGGAGCUGAGAAUGGUGCAGGAGCGGCUGAAGGUUUAUGAGCAGGAGCUGCAGACUUUCAGGUCUCAACAAGGUGCAACUUUCAGUGGAGGAUCACUGGAGUCUAAAUUCUCUGAGGUUUGGAAGGAACAAGCUACGGGAUCACCAAUAUCUACAGCAAAUGUGGAUUCCUCUGUAGAUCUAGGUGAAGACCUCGCCUCUUCGUUUCCCGUUCCUCCCACCUCCCCAGCAAAUGCCGUAACCUCACGCUUCCUCCAGGAAGAGGAGCAGCGAACACAUGAACUUUUGCAGCGACUGAAUGCUCACAUAGAAGAGCUGAAACAGGAGAGUCAGAGCAAUGUGGAGCAUUUCACCCAGUCCAGGUAAUGCAAGGGAAAGCACUUCACAAGGAGCCCCAAUUAGGAUAGAGGUGAACUUCACAUUAUAGCAAAUAUCUGCAUUGUCUGCAUUUUGCAUUGUCACCAAAAAAUAAAUAUUAUGCACGUUUGUAGGCCUAAACUCUGCUUAGUACAAGUAUGGAAUCUGUCAUCAGGAAACCUGUUAUCCAAAAUACUCCGCCUCCCAUAGACUCUAUUAUAUCCAACUAAUCAGAAAAUUU
Xenopus laevis (African clawed frog) is the source of this 1065-nucleotide messenger RNA. It is a transcript of the gene cep63.S, whose product is annotated as centrosomal protein of 63 kDa-B-like. NCBI's taxonomy places the organism in Eukaryota, Metazoa, Chordata, Amphibia, Anura, Pipidae. The coding region runs from base 237 to 833 and encodes 198 amino acids. The record is from RefSeq and is a predicted model, not a curated record. The transcript has 5 exons.